Messenger RNA from Vitrella brassicaformis, 1259 nucleotides. The record is from the annotation of a GenBank genome assembly. Lineage: Eukaryota; Vitrellaceae.
CAUGAAGACACCUCUUCACAAAAAUGUCCUGAUCCACCCUCCCUCAUCAUUCACGCACAGACACACCCAUCCGUCCAUCCGUCCAUCGGUCACCCUCCCCCGUAUCUCUCGGCAUACAAGGCUAUCGGCUCCUCAUCCAGCAGACCCGCAUUCCUUUCCACAUACUCGCGCAGGCGCGUCUUCCUGUCGUAGAGAUACGUGUGGUUGAGGAAGUCCGCCUCGACUUGCGGCCCCAGCCGCCUGGCGGCGAGGACGCAGUGCCGCAGGUAGGGCCUGCAUGGCCAGAUCUCCCCCUGCCAGUGCCAAAUGGUGUCGAUGCCCCGGUGGGUGACCUUUUUGUGCCAUUCGUCCAUCCCCCACUUGUCCUGCAGCAUCUUGUCACUCGCCCGUGCGCACAAGAGACCCUCUGUGGACACACUGCAUUCAAUUCAGCACGAGCAGCACACAGCGCAGCAGAUCAAUCAAGAGACCCAUGAUGACAUACAUCGAUCUGUCUUGUGGGUGGGGUGUUUUCUUUUCUUCGCAUUCGCUCACCCACCCAUUCAUGUCUGUGACGGGCACUUUCAGAAUCUCGAACUCCCAUUCUCGCUGGUAGAAUGCGUCCAGGUCGCUGACAGGUAUCUCGAAUACGGUGACGAGGAAGCCCUCGUCCGUUUGGCCAUCCUCGAUGCGCUCUGCAGUCAGGCCCGAACACUCGAGAGUCUCCCGGUUGGCGAUCCCGGUCUCAAACCUAGAUGGGCAAUCGGCAACCAUCCCAUCAGCGUCAUCGUGUGUGUCUGUGUGUGUGUCCAGGCCUAAGUGGUUGGCUCACCAGUCGGUGACGGGAUGCUCGAAGACACGUCGGAAUCCUUUGAGUCUGCCGAGUCUGAAGUUGAUGAGAUGGGGGAAGGUCAUGCGGGAGCUCUUCUCGCCCAGCAGAGAGCCAAUGCCAACGAUCGUCUCAUAGCCCGGCGUCGAUGUCAUGGCAACCGAGAGAGUCAAAAGCGACUUGCUGAUAGAUGCAGCCAAUAUGCUCAGAUCAGACUCUCAGCCUGUUGUGCUUGCGUGCAUACCAACCCAACCUGAGGAAGCAGCCACACACACACACACAUGCUCCACAUGAAUGAUGCUCUGCCGUAGCCGUACCACGCAAAGAAGAAGAGGGCGAAGAGUAUAAGCAGCAGCACCGUCGCAUACACCUCAAAGUCCAUCCCAACGUCAGCAGCAACCCCAGCACAUGACACGGGCAGGAGUGGGCGUAGAUCAGUCGAUGAUCAGAG